Acytostelium subglobosum LB1 is the source of this 1281-nucleotide messenger RNA. RefSeq lists its product as hypothetical. NCBI's taxonomy places the organism in Eukaryota, Evosea, Eumycetozoa, Acytosteliales, Acytosteliaceae. The record is from RefSeq and is a predicted model, not a curated record. The transcript has a single exon. The coding region runs from base 1 to 1281 and encodes 426 amino acids.
AUGCUGUGGAUAGAGCCCAGGUUCUCCUCCUUGGAGAAGCUAGAGGACUCAGAUAACUUUGGUGACAGAAGCGUCUAUUGGGCAGUUACCUCAUGGGAGGACGAUCACUUCAAGUGGAAGCUGUCACUGUCCUUGGUCUGCCGUCUGUUCCUCCGCAUCAUUGCAUCACUCAACACUCGCAUCAGGAUGCUGCCCAAGGAUCUCACUGACUACAUCAUCAGAACAAAGCCUGGCAUAGCCAUCAGCAGCACACUGUUCCUGAUCAACAACAUAACCCAUCUGUACAUUUCCACUUAUGCUCAAUACACUCAUAAAUGGCCCGCCCUAGAAGCUAAUUCUGUCGACGCCGGCUACUUCAUCGCUCGUGUCAAGGAGUUGCUUUGCAACCUGCAAGAGAUCACAGCACCCCUCUCUUUCAUCCUCCUUCUUGAGCGCGUCUAUGAGGUCACAGCGACCAGGCAUCGCAUCAUCUUGGAUAAUCAUCAUGACCCUCCCCUCACAAACACUCUGGCACUGCUCGAUCAGGGCACCACUCAUCAGCCCUCGUCAGUGGCAAUCUUGGGCAACUUGAUGUACAACGUCCAUCCACAAGUCGACCGAAUUCUGCAGUCCAGCCACUAUCUCGGAGCCAACAUUGUCUCACUCAAGCUGGCCGAUGGCGACAUCGAGGUCGCGCCUCUGCUGAUGGAGUACAUCGUUUGCAACUCACGACUCUUCUUUGUGGACGUUCUCCUCGGUCGUCUGGUCAAUCUGCAGAGUCUGUCGCUGAUCAACUCGUCGAUGAGUGGAUCGCCCAUGAUCGAUGAUCAAGUGCCCAGGGAUGAGCAACCCAACAAUGGCCAACCAGAUGUCUAUGUCAACAUGUUGACCUUCCUCAAACAGCACCAGGCGCUGAAUCGCCUGCGAAUGGAGUCUUACUGCAUCGGCGUGCUUGGCUAUCCUGUGAUACAGUUCCUGCUCCAGUCGAGUGAGCACCGGAUCGAUCGGCUGCGAAUCAACUCGCGCAUCAUCGUGCCUUGUGGCAGGCCGUUCAAGGUUCUGCACAUCAAUCGUCUGUUUCCUGACGUUCUCCCAGACAAGUUGGGAUGGUCAUGGCAAGACUCGAUGAGGUGCCACACCAACAGAUGUAACGACUUUGAGCACGACAUCCACGAGCUCCAAGAUUUCAAGCAGUUGGUGAGGCAGUCACUCGCCCCAUACCAAGUCAACUGGGACUUGUUUGACGAUGAAGACGAUGAAGACGAUGAAGACGAUGAAGACGAUGAAGACAGAGCUGUGUGA